This is a messenger RNA of Monosiga brevicollis MX1, 1740 nucleotides long. RefSeq lists its product as uncharacterized. Lineage: Eukaryota; Choanoflagellata; Craspedida; Salpingoecidae. The transcript has a single exon. Bases 1 to 1740 code for a protein of 579 amino acids. The record is from RefSeq and is a predicted model, not a curated record.
AUGUUCAAGUGUUGGGGCAAGCCUCGCAAGGGUGAGCCGGCGGGUGAUCGUCCUCGCGCUCAGGGGGAUGCAGACCUCCCUCGCCCCAGCUCCAGCCGCAAAGUGGUGCGCACGUCCUUUGUCUACGUCCCUUUUGCCGCCGAACCCGCGACACCCUCCGCUCCGAGCACGAGCCACGCCAACGCGCCCCCAAGUGCUGCCGGGACCCCAGAGUUGCCCAAUGACCCAUUGACCUGGGACAACGAGCAGUGCUUGCAAUGGGUUCGUGCGCAGGAGUGCCCCGUCACCCUGCUCUGGUGUCGCAAUAACGCUCUAGUCGGCGAGGACUUGGCCUCCUUUACCGCGGAUGACCUCAUGGCCCGGGGCGUGCCCGAGGAAGAAGCCGUGGUCAUCCGCGGGCGCCUCAAGCGCCGCCUACGAAACUCCACCCGCCUGUCCUUUGACGUCAUUCAUGCUUUUGGGGCGGUACGCCACAGCGAGGCCAAUAUCCAGCCCGCCGGCUCUCCAGCGCCCUCCCCCAAAAACAACCGCAAGUCGGCACCUGCCGUGACGGCGACCAAAGCGGCCCCGCCGCCGGAAGGCUCGGUGGUCGCGCACCAUCACAACAAUGAGGAACUCAUGCAGCACGAACGCCACAUGGACGAGACCCUGGACCACCUACGCCGACAGCUGACGGAGAAGUCGGACAACGCCUCAUUUGCUGACCAUCCCGUGAUUCAAGCCCUCGAUCCGGCCGCCCCGAGCCUGCGUCGUGUCAGCAGCUUUGACUUUUCUUCACACCGCCGCAGCCACAGCAUUUCCGUCAAUGGCGCUGGCCCGGUGAACGAAGCCCCGGAAGCCCGCCGUCGCACUGGCAGCUUGCCCGGCCGCCCCGCCUCUCUCAGCCUCGACACGGAACGAGUGGAAAGCCCUCAAAGGUCGCCCCUUGGCUCACCCGCCGCGCCCAUGACCGCGGCUGCGCGAAGCAGUUCGGGCAACACACUGGCGUUGCCUGGCAUGACCGGCUUUGAUGUUCGGGACACUGGUUCAGUCGUCAACUCCCGCUCCAAUUCUUUCAAUAGCCUUAACCACACGGGCGUGCUCCCCGCCGGGCCGUCAUCGUCCAAACCCUCGUCUCCUCGUUCUCCCAAUCCGCCAUCUGAUGCCGCCAUCAUUGCCCCGAAAUCAGCACCCCAUCUUGGCCAGGGUGUCACUCGUCGGGAUGCCGCCAUGGUUCGCAGCAUGUACAGUCUCCCAACUGCCACUCAAGGUGAAGACCAAGCCCAAGGCAACACCAGCAGCCUCUCAGCGACGUCGUCUCCCGGUGACGAUGAGGAUGGCAUGCCUGAUGCACCAUCGCAGGACCAGGAAGCAGCCGCCGCCGCCGCCCUCCUUUCACGCCCAAGCUUGUGGAUCGACGAAGACAUGCGUGGGCUUGUCAAAACCAACAACCGGUGGCGCGAGCGCCAGGCUUCGGAGCGUUCCGCCGGCAGCCAGCGCGAGGAAACACCGCCAAACAACAGCUCAUCGUCCUCGCUCCGCUCCCACAAAUCAGACCAAAACGGCCUGCUACGCUCACUGGGCCGUCGAGCUGGUCGCAGUAUUCGCAACGCCAUGCGGCCGGGGCGACCCGAAUCCCCGCCGACCGAGCCCGAGUUCCGCCCGCGCGGUUUGACCUUGGAUACCACCCAAGCGGAUAAAAUGGCGCAUUUUGCCGCCGAGCUGCGGCCCAAGGAUCGCGAAACCUCGAUGCUGUUUUGA